ACAGGCCUCUCAUAUAUGGUGUUUCUGAAUUGCUCAUCACUUAGAAAUAAGAAAGUGAAAUCAGUAGAAAGCAUGGAAGAAGAAGAAGAAGCAAUAACAAGGUCACUACUUCUCAAACAAAAGCUUGACAGUAAUCAUCAAUGGAGCAGUACUAGUGAUCAUGGUGGUGUGCAGCUAAGUGAAUCCUCAUCAACCACAACAUCUAUUGUUGUGCUUAGCACUUUAGUGGCCGUAUGUGGAUCAUUUACUUUUGGAAGUGCAGUGGGGUAUUCGUCACCAUCCGAGUCUGGAAUUGAGGAAGAACUUGGCCUUACUUUGGCGGAGUAUUCAUUUUUUGGUUCGAUAUUAACAAUUGGAGGAAUGUUAGGUGCAAUAUUUAGUGGGAAAAUUGCGGAUUUCAUUGGUAGGAAAGGUGCAAUGGGAGUUUCAGAAACGUUCUGCAUCCUCGGGUGGCUUGCAAUAGUAUUUUCAAAGGAUGUUUGGUGGCUUGACCUUGGAAGAUUUUUAGUGGGAUGUGGAAUUGGGGUUCUUUCCUAUGUGGUUCCUAUUUAUAUUUCUGAAAUUACACCCAAGAAUGUUAGGGGAGCAUUUACAUCACUUAGUGAGUUGAUGAUAGGUUGUGGCAAAGCGCUCACAUUUCUCAUUGGUUCACUUGUCAAUUGGCGCACCGUGGCUCUAAUAGCAAUCAUUCCUUGUUUAGUGCAUCUGCUUGGCCUACUUUUCAUUCCUGAGUCUCCUAGAUGGUUGGCCAAAUGUGGUCGCUUAAAAGAGUUUGAAGCUAUGCUGCAAAUCCUUAGGGGAGAGAAUGCUGAUAUUUCUCAAGAAGCAGCUGAUAUCAUUGAAUAUACCGAAAACCUUAGAGGGAUAUCUGUAGAUGGAGUUCUACACCUAUUCCAGGGGAAAUAUGCUUAUUCAGUCGUGGUUGCAGUUGGACUGAUGGCUUUCCAAGAAUUUGGAGGACUUAAUGGGUUUUCAUUUUAUACAAGUUCUAUAUUUGAGUUAGCAGGCUUUUCAAGUAAGAUUGGCAUUAUAGCAGCAGCAAUUGUUCAGAUUCUAAUGACAACUUUGGGAGUACUCUUGAUAGAUAAGUGUGGAAGACGGCCGCUUCUAAUGAUUUCUAUGGCCGGAACAUGCUUAGGUUGUGUCCUCACUGGAUUCUCAUUCUUCUUGCAGGAUCUUCAUAUCGGGAAGGAGAUCAUUCCCAUUUUGGUGCUUAUUGGUGUGUUGGUAUACUUGGGCUCUUUUGAGCUAGGCAUGGGAGGAAUACCAUGGAUUAUUAUGUCUGAGAUAUUUCCAAUAACCAUAAAGAGUUCAGCUGGAAGCCUUGUGACAUUGGUCAACUGGAUGAGUUCUGGGGUUGUAUCUUAUGCUUUCAACUAUGUACUUGAGUGGAGCUCAGCAGGGACAUUCUUCAUAUUUGCAGUCAUAUGUGGUAUGGGAAUUAUAUUUAUUUAUAAGCUGAUUCCAGAGACCAAGGGGCGUACACUUGAAGAAAUCCAAGCAUCUUUUACUCAUAUACAACAAUAAGAAAAAUUUUGUGAUAUGUGGCAUCCAUCAUCAAUGUAUAUAAUCACAAUUUGAUAAGUUUGAACUUUGAGAAUGCAAUCACACAAGGACAAUAGCCUUUAGGCCAACCA
Quercus robur (English oak) is the source of this 1637-nucleotide messenger RNA. Its product is annotated as sugar transporter ERD6-like 5. The coding region runs from base 16 to 1527 and encodes 503 amino acids. The record is from RefSeq and is a predicted model, not a curated record. The transcript has 19 exons. NCBI's taxonomy places the organism in Eukaryota, Viridiplantae, Streptophyta, Magnoliopsida, Fagales, Fagaceae. Gene Ontology annotation, biological process: transmembrane transport; carbohydrate transport. Gene Ontology annotation, cellular component: membrane. Gene Ontology annotation, molecular function: sugar transmembrane transporter activity.